Molecule: messenger RNA, 2766 nt
Organism: Microplitis demolitor
Lineage: Eukaryota; Metazoa; Arthropoda; Insecta; Hymenoptera; Braconidae
Product: 1-phosphatidylinositol phosphodiesterase
Exons: 2
Coding region: 145-1068 (307 amino acids)
Biological process (GO): lipid metabolic process
Molecular function (GO): phosphoric diester hydrolase activity
Source: RefSeq, a predicted model, not a curated record
UUUAGAAAAACAACUUAACUAUAAAUUUAUAAAUAGUGAUCAUAAAAUUUUAUAAAUUUUACAACGCAUUUUUUGUGAGAGUUAAAAAAAAUAAAUACAUCAUUUUAUUGAACCGGAGAUCCAGUGAUUAUUUAACCAUUAAAAAUGAUACUUAAAUUGUUGUUGUCAUUAAUGACUAUCGGGUUUUUUAAAAAUUCGUCUUACUGCUCAACAAUUAAUGAGAUUACAUUACGGGAUAAUAGUAAUUUUAUUUCAAAAUUACCUGACACUAAAUUAAUUCGUAACUUAGCAUUAAUUGGAUCUUAUCAAUCAGCUUCCGUAAAACCUAUUAAAUAUCUGCGUACACAAAAUUUGACGAUAACAGAACAAUUGAAAGCAGGAUUACGUGUACUGGACAUCCAUUUACGGCUCGUUGAUGAAAAAUUUGAACUUUAUUAUGGACCUACAUAUUUAUCUUAUACAUUCGAUGAUAUAUUAUCAGAAAUUAAUGAGUUUAUUGUAAAAAACCCACGCGAAUUAAUAAUAAUGUUAAUGAAAAUUGAAUUUGAUCAUUUAUUGCCUGAGUUUGAAAAGUGUCAAGUGUUAGAAAAUUAUAUUGAAAUAUGGCAAGGACGUGGAUUGUCAUUAAUUGGAAAAUGGUCAUUAUUGGACGACUAUGUUGGAGAACACCGCGGCCAUGUUUUGCUGAGUCAUGUUGAUGGAAAAAAUUUUGACGACUGCACAACUUACUUACCCUGCGUUGUACAAAACAAUUGGGAUGUUACGGACGUAGAAAAAAAAUGGCGACUCAUUGAAGACAAUAAUGAAGAAAUGUUCAAUGGAUACUCGGUCAUUCAUUCCUGUUUUAUUAAUUAUUUAUUUGGUCUUAAUCCCUUGCUGUUUAUUAGUUCAUCAACUUCAUCAGAUGAUCCGUCUGAUUAUUUAGACGUAGGAUUAGAUAGAGUUGAAAUAAUUAACAACAGAAUGGCUAAUUAUUUUCGUAACCCAUAUUAUACUCUCGUUAUAAUUGUGACAGACUUUCCGAGUCAAAUGUUGAUUGAUAAAAUUAUUGAUAGUAACUUUAAUUAAUUAUGAUCCCAACUAUUCGGCGCCGUUGAACCAACGGCCAAUGAGAGAACUAAUAUAAUUAUUAUAAUCAUAGUUUAUAUAAAUAGUCAGGUAGAGGUGCUGUGAUUGUAAUACAACAGUUUAUAGAUUUGUAGUUGGUAGUUUAUUCUAAAAUAAAAUUAACGCUGAAGACGUGGAAUUUUAUUCAGUCUUAUUUAAGUUUGCCUAUUUUCGGCCUUGUGUUCACUACGGGAAGAAAUUUUAUUACUUUUUGGCUUGAAAAUUUUUACCCGGGUAUAGACAAUAUAAGAUAUUGCAUUGUAGCUUGUCAACAUUUUACUUCACCGAAAUAGCUUGUCAAUGUUUUUUUUUUUUGUUUUUUUUUCUCAAGAUAGACUUGUAAGUAUAAAACCAUUAAAACAGACAGUAAGGCAAAUUUUUUUAAAAAUUGCUCAAAGAAAUAUAAAUUCGUGCGAAAAUUUCUAGUGUCUGAAAUAAAUUUAGUUUUAUAGAAUGUAAUUGAGAUUAGAAAAAACUGAUUUUAUAAAAAAAAUUUCGUUUUUCAAAUUUCAAUAUAAAUAACAAUGGUUAUCAAAAUUUUGUUAUUUUUGUAUACAACGAUAAUAUUUUUAUACGAUUCACUAUACUGCAAAAUACUAAAUGAAACUACAUACACAGAUCACAGUAAAUUUAUCUCUAAACUAGACAUACGUCUGAGUCUUGUUGGUCAAGAAUUUGUAAUGGUUUAUGGUGAUGCAUUUUUAAUUUAUAUGUUUGAAAAUAUAUUACAAGAAAUAAAUGAAUUUAUGAGAAAAAAUUCCGGUGAAUUAAUAAUAUUGUUAAUGAAAAUAGACCAUUAUGGUGAUUAUUUACCAUCUAAUUCACAUUAUUGUGAGGUAUUAGAUAUUUAUAUUGAAGAAUGGAAGCAUAAAAAAUUAAUGUUGAUUAAAGACUGGUCAUUGUUGGAAGACUAUGUUGGUGAACACCGCGGUCAUGUUUUAUUGGGACACGAUGACGAUAAUUUCAGUAGAUGUACAACAUAUUUACCAUGCGAAGUACAAAAUAGUUGGGAUACUAAUUUAGAAAGAAAGUGGCAGCUCAUAAAAGAUAAUUAUGAUAAAAUGCUUAAUCCGUAUUACCCUUAUCAUUCAUGUUAUGUUAAUUAUUUAUGCUCCGACAAUCCUGUGUUCUUUAAAAAUGAUACAUUAACUCAUUAUAAUAACAGCGACAAUUUCGAAAAGAGGUUAAAAGCAACUGAAAAUAUUAAUCAGUUAAUGGCUAAUUAUUUUCGAAAUCCUAUUGUUACUUUGGUUAUGAUUAUGACUGACUUUCCAACUCAAGAAUUAAUUAAUAAUAUUAUUAAUAGUAAUUUCUACUAAUAUUUUUUAUUCAUCCUAAAAAAAAAAUUGUGUUUAGUCAUAUAAUUUAUAUUUAAAACUAUGAUUGAAAGUCAAUCAGUUUAAUCAGAGAGCGCUUAUAUGGCGCCCACAUUCUCCAAUUGGAACCAGUUUCGGGAAAAAUUAUUAGACGAGAUCUCGUGAUUUUAAAAAACUUUUUCAAAAUUUAAAAAACUUAAAAAAAUAACAUCCUUAUUCUAGUUCGGUAAUGUCUUUUUUUUUUAAGAUAAGAUAUAAAUGUAAUGAGUUUCGUAAUAAAUUUAUCACAUACAGUAAUAGGUUAAUUAAAAAAAAAAUUCCAUGUAAGUAAAAUAGUAAUAAA